AUGGGCUUUCUCAAUUUUGCGGAACAGGGGGACAGGGUAAGUAACAUUCAGGAGGCUCUGAAGCUCCUGCCAGCCCAUGAUAUUGAGGUUGUGAGGCAUUCCAGGCUCUAUGAGAGCGCGCCAGCAUACGUGACAGAUCAGCCCAGAUUUAUAAAUGCAGCCGUGGCUGUCACGACAUCCUUGGAGCCACGCCAGCUGCUGCAUGCCUUGAAGAAAGUAGAGGCAGAACUAGGGAGGGAGGCUGGGGGCCUGCGCUGGGGGCCAAGGCCCCUGGAUCUUGACAUAAUAUUCUAUGACAGCAUAUCCUGCGACGAGGACGGCCUGCAGGUUCCCCACCCGCGGUGGCAGGAGCGGUCCUUCGUGCAGGCGCCUGUGGCGGACUUGUAUGCUGCGAGCGAGCUGGGUGCGGACUCGGCAGCAGGGCAGAUGGCGCCACCUCUGCAGCAGGUGCAUUCCAUGUGGGCCCAGGCGGGCGGGGAAAGCAGCCUUGGGGGUGCGGACUUGGGCUGUGUGCUCCCCCUGCCCCGCCUGGGCACAUGGGCAUGGCAGGGGCGGAGUCAGGUCAUGGGAAUUCUGAAUGUGACGCCCGACAGCUUCAGCGAUGGAGGGCAGCUGCCCAACGUGGAAGCAGCGUUGGCAGCUGCGCGGCAGAUGGUGGCUGCUGGGGCAGACAUGCUGGACAUUGGGGGCCAGUCCACCAGACCCGGUGCCGACAGGUUGCCUGCAGAGGUGGAAUUGCAGCGAGUGUUGCCUGUCAUCAGGGCACUGGCGGAGGACGAAGCACUGCAGGGUGUGCCCCUGUCCAUUGACACCUUUUAUGCCGAGGUGGCACGAGAGGCGGUUGCUGCAGGGGCGCACAUCGUCAACGAUGUGUCCGGCGGGUCUCUGGACCCUGCCAUGCAUAAAGAGGUGGCGCGCUUGGGGGUCCCAUACAUCCUGAUGCACAUGCGCGGGGACCCGGGCACAAUGGCGUCGCGAGAGCACACCAUGUACGCUGACGUGUGCGCUGAUGUGGGACGCGCGUUGCAAUCCUCCGCAGAGGCGGCCACCAGCUCCGGCAUAGAGCCCUGGCGCAUCAUCCUUGAUCCAGGUAUCGGGUUUGCCAAGACAGCUGAGGGUAAUUUCCAGCUCAUCGGGGGGCUUGAUAAGGUUAGAGCCCAGCUGAAGGGUCCGCUCCACAAUGCCCCGGUACUGGUUGGCCCAUCGCGAAAGAGCUUCCUUGGCAAAAUUACAGGGCGUGAUCAGGCCAAAGAUAGGGACAUUGCAUCGGCCGCAGCGGCAGCACUUUGCGUCUCACGCGGAGCUAACAUUGUGCGGGCCCACAAUGUUGCAGCUGUGCGCGACGCUGUGCGGGUUGCAGAUGCCGUCGUUAGAUCAUCUGAGGGAGUGAACUUGUAA
This is a messenger RNA of Coccomyxa subellipsoidea C-169, 1398 nucleotides long. RefSeq names its product putative dihydropterin pyrophosphokinase/dihydropteroate synthase. Gene Ontology annotation, biological process: tetrahydrofolate biosynthetic process. The coding region runs from base 1 to 1398 and encodes 465 amino acids. Gene Ontology annotation, molecular function: 2-amino-4-hydroxy-6-hydroxymethyldihydropteridine diphosphokinase activity; dihydropteroate synthase activity. NCBI's taxonomy places the organism in Eukaryota, Viridiplantae, Chlorophyta, Trebouxiophyceae, Coccomyxaceae. The record is from RefSeq and is a predicted model, not a curated record. The transcript has 9 exons.